Sciurus carolinensis (gray squirrel) is the source of this 1960-nucleotide messenger RNA. RefSeq names its product mitochondrial dynamics protein MID51-like. Gene Ontology annotation, cellular component: mitochondrial outer membrane. Gene Ontology annotation, biological process: positive regulation of mitochondrial fission; mitochondrion organization. NCBI's taxonomy places the organism in Eukaryota, Metazoa, Chordata, Mammalia, Rodentia, Sciuridae. The record is from RefSeq and is a predicted model, not a curated record.
AUGGCAGGCGCUGGUGAGCACAAAGGCAAGAAAGAUGACAAUGGCAUUGGCACAGCCAUUGAUUUUGUGCUCUCCAAUGCCCGGCUGGUGCUGGGGGUGGGUGGAGCAGCCAUGCUGGGCAUUGCCACACUGGCGGUUAAGCGGAUGUAUGAUUGGGCGAUCAGUGCCUCAUCCAGCCCCACCCGCCUGAGUCAUUCAGGGAAAAGGAGCUGGGAAGAACCAAACUGGAUGGGCUCCCCUCGAUUGCUGAACAGGGACAUGAAGACAGACCUGAACUGGUCCCUGCAGACCCUUCCCACAGACUCUUUGGCCUUUGAACAGGAGAAACUUCUUACUUACUACCGGAACUGGGCAGCCAUCCCUGCCGGAGAGCAGGCUCGGGCCAAGCAAGCUGCCAUGGACAUAUGUGCUGAGCUCCGGAGCUUCCUAUGGGCCAAGUUGCCUGACAUGCCACUUUGGGACAUGUAUCUGAGUGGCAGCCUCUAUGAUGACCUUCAGGUGGUGACUGCUGACCACAUCCAAUUUAUUGUGCCCCUUGUGCUGGAGCAGAACUUGUGGUCAUGCAUCCCUGGAGAGGACAUGAUCAUGAAUGUCCCUGGCUUCUUCCUGGUUCGUCGUGAGAACCCAGAAUACUUUCCUCGUGGCAGCAGUUACUGGGACUGCUGUGUCGUCGGGGGCUACCUCUCCCCAAAGACAGUAGCAGACACUUUUGAGAAGGUAGUGGCUGGCUCUAUUAACUGGCUGGCCAUAGGGUCCCUCUUGGACUAUGUGAUACGGCCAGCUCCACCUCCAGAGGGCCUGACACUUGAAGUGCAGUAUGAGCGGGACAAAGAUCUUGUCAUUGACUUCCUACCAUCGGUGACCCUUGGUGACACAGUUUUGGUGGCCAGACCACACCAGCUAGCCCAGUAUGACAACCUGUGGUGGCUGAGUCUGCGUCCUGCCAAGACAGCACGUCUGCGGGCUUUGGACCAGGCUGACUCAGGCUGCCAAUCGCUGUGCCUCAAGAUACUCAAUGCCAUAUGCAAGUCCACUCCAGCUCUGGGCCCCCUCACUGCCAGCCAGCUAACCAAUGUCAUCCUCCACUUGUCCCAGGAAGAGGCUGACUGGUCUCCAGAUAUGCUAGCUGACCAUUUCCUGCAGACUCUGAGGGGACUCAUCAGCUACUUAGAGGCAGGAGUCUUGCCCAGUGCCCGAAACCCCAAGGUGAACUUAUUUGCAGAGCUCACUCCUGGAGAAAUAGACGAAUUGGGAUACACUCUCUAUUGCUCAUUGUCUGAGCCGGAAGUGCUGCUGCAGACCUAGGGCAGUGAAGGCCAGAGCAGGUGUUGGGGGGUCAGGCACUGGAAUCACCAAUAGAGACAGCUAGCUACGUGGUUGGUGCCUCACAGGGUCCCUAGGUGCCUCCUGUCUUGCUGGUCACCUUCCUGGUCACUUCAUGCUGAUUAGAGUGACAUCUUUGAUCUCCUAUUUUCUCACCCAACCCUUUUUAUUUUUGUUACCAAACACUGUGCUCCCUACUUCCCACCUUGCUCCAGGCUUUUUUUUUUCUGGAAUGAAUUGAGAUGGUACAGUGCUGGCCUGAGUUGCUGAGACAACUUGGGUGUUGAGCAUUUUGGCCCAGAUUUCCUUUUGCCUCUCCUGUUCAGUGUCUUUUCCUCUCUUGUUCACGCCUUCUGUUUUGCUCUUGUCCUUGGAGCCUGUCUGCCUAAUCAAGGUGUGACCUUUUAGUUGAAUAUCACAGAAGAGCUAUGACUGCAUGUUUGCAAGCUGAACUUUGCAGAGUGAGUGCUGAGAGAGUAUUUAAGGUUUCUUGGGGUGAGGCUGGUGGAACCAGCUUUUGACCCUGGUUCCUGGAAAACAAAUCCAGUCCCCCUGCCCCCUCAACUCAUAUUCUUAAGUGCUGAUAGCAUCUCUCCUGGGAACACUGUAUUCAGCCCACACAGGAUAAAUGGAUGCA